Messenger RNA from Thalassophryne amazonica, 2687 nucleotides. RefSeq names its product histone deacetylase 9b (gene hdac9b). Gene Ontology annotation, cellular component: histone deacetylase complex. The record is from RefSeq and is a predicted model, not a curated record. Gene Ontology annotation, biological process: chromatin organization. Gene Ontology annotation, molecular function: histone deacetylase activity. The transcript is spliced from 11 exons. NCBI's taxonomy places the organism in Eukaryota, Metazoa, Chordata, Actinopteri, Batrachoidiformes, Batrachoididae. Bases 496 to 2373 code for a protein of 625 amino acids.
AGCCUCCAUCUGCAGAGAGGGAGUCAGGAGACAUGCCUUCUGGCAGGAGCUGAAGAAGACAGCUGUGUUUGGUGUGGUAUUUUUAAACGCAUCAAUGCUGCUCCAAUCCCCGCGCCUCGCCUGACCUAUUUUUAGUCAGGGCUGGCCAUUGUUCUAUUUCUGUCACCUGUGGGGCCACGCAGUUGUUGAUUCACAUGCAAAUGAAGCUUGUUCCCUCCCCGGACUUGCAUUAGGGCUUCGGCGAGGUGUGUUUCAGGCACACAAGCGUUCCUCAUUUGCACGCUCGGAAGAGAGGAGCAGCAGCUCCGGUUGGACAUCUUUAGAGCCGAGGAUCAGCGGCAACUAGAGGAGGGCAACCCUGCAGAGGGAGCGUGCUCUCGCUGUGCAGAGGAGGAGGCAGAGGGAGGCAGAGAGCCGCCCGCUGAGUGGCUGAGGGGUGGCUCUUGGUGACAGGAAGCAGGAGGCUUGCGAUGAGACCCGAGAGCUGAGUGGAGUAUGCUGCAGACAAUUUACGAGGGCGAGUCAAGUUUCUCCACAACAGAAAGGCGCGUUGGACACCAGCAGCUCUUCUACCAGAGCAAGAUGCACAACGUGAACAACUCAGUAGACAUUAAGCCAGAGGAGCCACUAGCGGUGGAUCACUUGUCCCCACUGGACCUGCGCACAGACCUCAGGAUGCUGGGACCGGGCUCGGACAUGGGACUGUGGGAGAGACAGCUGCAGCAGGAGUUGCUGCUCAUUCAGAAGCAGCAGCAGAUACAGAAACAGCUACUUAUCAACGAGUUCCAGAAGCAGCAUGAGAAGUUGACCCGUCAGCACCAGGCUCAGCUCCAAGAGCACCUGAAGCUCCAGCAGGAGCUCCAGGCCAUGAAGCAGCAGCAGCAGGAACUUGCAGAAAAAGAGCGUCGCUUGGAGCAGCAGCAGCAGCAGCAGCAGAACCAGCAGGAGAAGGAGCAGGAGAGGCAUCGGCGAGAACAGCAUGUCUCCAGCUUGAGCCUCAGGUGUAGGGACCGCUCCCGAGAAAGUGUCACAGGUGCAGUGGCCAGCACCGAAGUGAAGCAGAAACUCCAAGAGUUUCUGUUAAGCAAGUCAGCUAAGGAGCCUGCAAGUAACGGAGCCACUCACUCGUUCAUCCACCACCCAAAACUCUGGUACACGUCCUCUCACCACAUGUCAUUGGACCAAAGCUCUCCACCUCUGGAUGGCACGUCCCCUACUUGUCCGUACACGCUGCCUUCACCUGUAGAGAGCAAGGACGACUUCCCCUUGAGGAAGACAGUCUCUGAGCCCAACUUGAAGGUACGAUCCAGACUGAAACAGAAGGUGGCAGAGAGGAGGAGCAGCCCGAUGCUGAAGAGGAGAGAUGGAAACAUUGUGACGCCUUACAAGAAGCGGGCCCUGGAACUGAUGGACUCAACACCCACUAAAAGUGCUCCUGGCUCAGGCCCCAGCUCACCCAUUGGGGCCUCCAGUGCCUUAGGGGCAGAAAACGGACCCUCCUCUCUACCUACGACCACAAAAACAGAGAGAUGGCCUUCGCAGCCCAGACUGUUCGGAUCCGAGGCCUCCGUGUCCAUGCUGAGCUUAUACACCUCCCCCUCCUUACCCAACAUCUCCCUCAGUCUCUCAGCUGCAACCUCACCCAUUAGUGCUGCCAUGGGGUUAAAGGACAGAUCAGCAGAAAUAAAGCACGGUCUGGCCGCGUACCUCCUGGGUCCUGUGCCGCUUCCAACAGGCCUGGAGUCAAAGGUGAGCCCCAGUCAUCAGGCUCUCCUCCAGCACCUUCUCCAGAAGGAGCAGAUGAGGCAGCAGAAGAUCCUCUCUGGCCAAAGCUCCGCUGCUUCGCACCCACAGUCCCCUCUGGCGAUGAAAGACCGCCCAUCCAGUGGACGGCCUAAACUCCCAAAACACCGACCCUUGAAUAGGACCCAGUCUGCACCACUGCCUCAAAACACGCUGGCACAACUGGUCAUCCAACAGCAGCACCAGCACUUCCUGGAGAGACAAAAGCAGUAUCAGCAGCAGGUCCAUAUAAAUAAGCUGUUGUCCAAGUCCAUCGAGCAGUUACGUCAGCCGAGCGCACACCUGCAGGAAUCUGAGGAAGAGCUGGAGGAGCAAUACAGGGAGCAGGUGGAGAGCAUGCAGGAGGACACACUGCCCCCCAGAGGAGUCAUCAGGAAACACAUGCUCAGCAGUAGCAGCAGCGGCGGAUCUAACGGGAAGCUCCCCGAGGCUCACUGCGGGGUCAUCAAGGUCAAGGAGGAGCCGGCUGAUAGCGAGGAUGAGGCUCUGGCCAAUCAGAGCUUAGAGUCAGAGCAGAGUGCCUAUCUUCACCAGGUCAAAGGACGACUGGUGAUAAGAGCAAUGAUCUGAGAGGGGAAGAAGACGAGGUCUCACACACACUCUCGGCAACAUUCGCAGAUAAGCAAGUCUCUACAAACGUGCAUCUACAUCCUUGUAGUUUACACACACACAGAAAUAUAUCCAUGCACAGCGGGUACCGGCCGGCUCUGCUCGCGGCGUCACGUGACCGUGUUUCACUGCAGCCUCACUCGUUCCACACUCUUUUUGUGGUCUUUGUGCAGUGAUCUCUGUAAAAUAUGUAUGUUUCACUCCUCUGUAUAUAAUAUGAAGAUAAUUUAGACUUUCUUUUUAAAGAGCUGCUUUCAUCAUCUCAACUCUGCCCC